AUGCCUCAGACACUGUUGAAUUCCUCAGCCUGUACUUUGCCAGACAGUUUCGUGCAAUUUUGCAGCGAUCAAUCAGCUUCUACGUUUUGUUGGAAUGUCAAGGUCGAUAGUGAUUCAACUCUCUCAAUUUCUGACAGAACGAGGGCAGACUUGAUCCAGGACGCUACUGCAACUGCACAACGGUUCUUGCAUUUCGGCCUUUCACGAAGGCAAUGCGGAGCACCACUAGUCAACGUAUGCUUCUUCGCGCGCAGUGGCUAUGAUAUCUUUGUGGGGUUCCUCGCUGCCUUGAUAAACAGAUGGACUCCGACAUUGAUAUCUGACAAGAAUAGUCCUGAAGGUGUAAUACACCUUGUUCGUGCCUCCGGUUCUCAGUGUCUUUUCGUUGACGCUACUCAUCCCGACCUCAUCGAUCUCGUACAACGCCAAGUCCCAAAUCUUCAAAUUAUCCCUCUACAGAGUGAUAAUGGGACGACUCUACAACCCCCCGUCACUUACCCUCCCAUCAAUCAAGACCACGACUUACUAGACCUAGAUAUGGUCGCGUAUAAUCUUCAUACUUCAGGAUCAACAGGACACCCCAAACUGAUACCAAUUACUCACAGACAGUGGUACGACCAAACCAUGCGAUUGACACCAUUUCCGGGCCGUGCAGUGUGUACCCCUAUGCCUAUGUUUCAUACGGUGGGGCUUACUUGCUUAACCAAGUUCACUAUUGGCGCAGGCUGCAUACCGGUAAUCAUUGAAUCCACGCGACCUUGCACAGGAGAAUUACUGUGUCAUAUCCUCAGCCGCUUCAAUGGUGCAAUCUGUGUUACCCCUCCGUCCCUGCUUGAACAGAUCUCCUUGAUGGGAGAAGGAGCAAUACAAACACUCGGCUCUACACAUAUGGUUUUGUUCGCUGGCGCACCCCUGCAAGAGCCUGUUGGUAACAGAUUAGCAAGUCAUGGCGUGAAUAUCAUCUCGGCCUUUGGAACCACUGAGACCGGACAAUUAACUGUGGCAGAUAUCAGCUCUGACGAUCCCCUCGACUGGCCUUAUGUCCGAUUCAUCGAUCCAUCUGAGAUAACAUUGGUGGAUGUACCAAAUGCCAGUGAUCUGCGGCGUUUAGUUGUCAAGCCAGGCCGUUUUGUGUCUUCUGACCUCGUCAAUCAUCAUAAUCCUAUUGGCUUCAGCUCUGGAGACCUAUGGCGGGAGCAUCCAACAAGAAAAGGCAUUCCCAAUAAUUUUCACGCAAUUUACUUCAUUAAUAUGACUACUGUGCUCUGUAAUGGAGAGAAGACGGACAACGAGCAGCUUGGUAGGGCGUUUUAUGGUCUUUUCAAAGGUCAGGUAGCAAUUCUGAGCUUGGAUAUAGAGUCACUUGUACUCAAGAAUUCCUUCGUGGAACGCGUGGUUGUAUUUGGCGAAGGGCGUUUGCAGAAUGGGCUGCUUGUCCUUCCCAAGGCCAUAUCCUGGAGCAAUGCUGAUUUUGCGACAUCCUUACAGUCAACCACUCAACACAUGAAUUCCAUUGUUCCAAAGCAUUCUCGCGUCGUACAAGCUCUCGUUAUCCUUGGAGAUCCGAAAAAACCUUUCGUUCUGACAGACAAAGGGACCAUCCGACGCCACGAGACACUUGCUCUUUACUCUCAAGAGAUCCAGGAAGCGUAUACAGCUCUGGACUCUGGCUCUCCUUUUAGACCUCUGCCAUUAAAGGAUGAUUAUAAGGGCGUUCUAAUGUACAUUCAGGCAAUCGCAGCCCGUGUACUUGGAGUGGAGGUCGCUGUUGAAGAUGACCUUUUCUCCCGUGGCAUGGAUUCCUUAUCAGCGGCGAAUUUUACAGCCUACCUAACGCCACUUUGGAAACUCGUUAGGGACACAGAAUUGCCUCGUAAUAUCGUCUACAAAUAUUCAUCCAUCGAUAGUCUGCAUCAAGUAAUCACUGGGAGAAUAUCGCACAACAUGAAUCGUAAUAAUGCAGAACACAUAGAUGCGAUCAUCAAGAAGUGGACAUUUCCGAACCCUGCUCCAGCCAAGCGUUUAUCGUACUUGGAACACACAUCCCGCAAUAUGGACGACGAUCGCCUGAUUGUGCUCCUCACAGGAUCAACAGGCACGUUCGGUAGCCACGUUUUGUCAGAGCUCGUACGGAGGGAAGGAGUCCACGCUGUUUACUGCUUAGACCGCGCGAAUCCUCGUUCGUUGGGUGCUCAUACUCAGCGAAUAAGAUACGAAGCUGCGCCAGGCAAAGGAGACACGAAGGUCGAGUCUUGGUCUAUGAAUCUCGGAGAAAGCGACUUUGGUUUAGAUCCAGAAACCGUUCAGAAGAUCCAUAGAGACGUUACCCACAUCGUUCAUUGCGCAUGGGACGUGAAUUUCAACCACGAGUUGGAACAUUUUCUCGACCCCCAUGUCCGUGCCCUACAUACGAUGCUCGAACUAUCUGCUUCUAGCGUUCGCACAAAGGCACCAUGCAUCUUUUUCAUCUCCAGCGUUUCUGCUGUUGCGAACUACUCGGGGCCCGAACAUGCUAUCCCUGAAGUUACUUUCAACUCGUCGAGCUUACCACUUGAUCAGGGUUAUGCGCAAUCGAAGUAUGUUGCGGAAAGGGUUCUAAUUGAUGCAUCCCGAGCCGCAAAUAUACCAGUAACGAUUGUGCGUGCUGGACAACUCGCUGGCAAUACCACGCUAGGCGCAUGGAAUGUGAUGGAACAUAUUCCUAUUUUCAUUCAGGCUUGUUUCUCUUUGAAGCUUAUGCCCUCUCAGAUUCCGAACUUGUCAUGGACGCCGAUUGAUGUUGCAUCAGCCAUAUUGGUGGACAUCGUACUAAAGGACCCUUACAGUGAUGCGACCAACCUUUUGGUGCGGCACAUCGACAGUCCCGAAGAACUCGCCAGCUCGGAUUUCCUACAAUGGAUGGUUGAGGCAUCAGGGAAUUCUAUAGUUCUCGUAUCCAACGAGAAAUGGCUCGACUCAGUGCGAAAUAGCUCAAUGGUCUUGAAGGCGAAGCAUCUCCUGCCGUUCUUCGAACAAUGGUUGUCCAAUGCAGCUCACUGCAGGCAUCGUGUACUCAGCGUACAAGAUACGAAGCUUUUGUCUGAAAGCUUUUCUCGAGCACACAUAACCCCAGAACUCUUCGGACAGUACGUGAACUUCAUUCUCAAGUCAAAUAGUUCAUCGAGUAGUGUAUAA
Messenger RNA from Suillus plorans, 3174 nucleotides. RefSeq lists its product as uncharacterized. Lineage: Eukaryota; Fungi; Basidiomycota; Agaricomycetes; Boletales; Suillaceae. The record is from RefSeq and is a predicted model, not a curated record. The transcript has 10 exons. The coding region runs from base 1 to 3174 and encodes 1057 amino acids.